Molecule: messenger RNA, 1542 nt
Organism: Zygosaccharomyces rouxii
Lineage: Eukaryota; Fungi; Ascomycota; Saccharomycetes; Saccharomycetales; Saccharomycetaceae
Gene: IME4
Product: mRNA (N6-adenosine)-methyltransferase
Exons: 1
Coding region: 1-1542 (513 amino acids)
Cellular component (GO): nucleus; RNA N6-methyladenosine methyltransferase complex
Molecular function (GO): mRNA m(6)A methyltransferase activity
Source: RefSeq, a predicted model, not a curated record
AUGGUAAACUUAGAGCUGGUCAGGUUUCUCAUUGAAAACCACCAGGAAUUGACUUCCGUGCCGCUGUCGGGACAACUUAGAGAUGUGUUCUCCUUAUUCUUAACCGAUCAGAGGAGUCAAUGGGGUUCCAAAUACGCUGCAAUGAGUAUUCAAGAGUUUAUUCAGGAUUUGUCAGAAGUAAAUGAACUGGCACCAAACUCUUUGACUUUCCAAGAUGAAUCGUUUGUAGCUAUGGAUGAUCGAAGGAUCGAAUUCAUCGAUGUAUACGCAUUGAAAAUCCUCUACGAUAUUUGCAGGCAGGAUUUUAGCGGAUCAAACCAGGCGUCGAAGGGAUCGAGGGGGCAGCAACAACCACAGCAGGAUCCUUCACUUCUAGAUCGGUUUAUGACAGCUUUGGAUUGCGAUACCAAAGAUGAAGAUUCUGAAUUACUAUCACGUCAGAUGUUAUUGCAAAGAUUGGAAAAAACGCUGGCCCAUAAACCAGCAUCUGUACAAUUGGGGAAAGAAAGAGCACGCAUGACUGUACCUCAAUCCGAAUUUAUCCCAGUUUGCAAUAGUGAGAAGCAUGCACACAUCCUAUCCACAUCUGUGAACACUUCUGGCAACCGGAUUAUAUCCAUCCAAUGGUCCAGGAUCAAUAAGUUUGAAAACGAAAAUAAUGGAUUCACCCAUUGUUUGCAAACUAAGAUUCACUAUGUGCCCAAUUUAAAUACACAUACUGAGAGAAGUUUGGGCGAUUGUUCAUAUUUGGAUACUUGCCAUAAGCUUAACACCUGCCGGUAUGUGCACUAUUUGCAAUACAUCCCAGAAGUUCUCAAGGAAAAGAUUGCUGAAGAAACCAAACUUGCUAAUAGACAGAUUAACCAACAGAAACGUAUACCAUUUUACACUUUGGGGAAUUGUUGUGCAGAUAUCUCUAAAUCUCUCUUGCCGCCACAAUGGAUUCGUUGUGAUGUGAGGAAAUUCGAUUUUAGCUGUCUGGGUAAAUUCUCCGCCGUAAUUGCAGAUCCCGCGUGGAAUAUUCACAUGAACUUACCAUAUGGAACUUGUAACGAUAUUGAACUAUUAGGAUUACCGCUCGAAAAAUUACAAGAUGAAGGAAUUCUAUUUUUAUGGGUUACCGGACGUGCAAUAGAUUUAGGUAAAGAAUCGUUAGAAAAAUGGGGGUACAGGGUAGUUAAUGAAAUUUCAUGGGUAAAGACAAAUCAGUUGGGACGUACCAUUGUUACCGGCAGAACAGGUCAUUGGCUAAAUCAUUCAAAGGAACAUCUAUUGGUUGGGUUGAAAGGAAACCCACAAUGGCUCAAUAAACAGAUAGAUUCCGACAUUAUUGUCUCUAUCACCAGAGAAACCAGCAGAAAACCUGACGAGCUGUACGGUAUGAUUGAAAGAUUGGUUGGUAGACAUGCUCGAAAAUUAGAAAUUUUUGGUAGAGACCAUAAUAAAAGGCCAGGUUGGCUAACCAUUGGAAAUCAAGUAACGGGGACUUGUAUUCGUGAACUAGAAGUUAAAAAAAGGUAUGACAACUCCAUCGCAUCUUAA